CUUGCUCACACUGGCGUUCCAGUCUCGCGACAGUAUCGUCAACAGCGCACGCCAGUCUUGAACUCAGAACGGGACAUUUGUAUGGACAUUUGAGCCUGCUGGUCUAUCCGUCAAAUGCCCCCACUGAGGCCUCUCGCGUCUCUUCCGGCCUCCCGGCGACCUACCACUAGUCCUGGUCAGGCACCCUCUGUAAAGAUAGCCAUACCGAGACUCAAAAUAAAGCCUGGGUGUGAGCCUGUUUCCUUCGGGUCAGCGACCCGCCAGCGUGUCACCCAGGCGUGCGGGCCUUGUCGACAGCGGAAGUCGAAAUGCCCCGGGGACAAGCCAGUCUGCAGACAAUGUCUGGAACUCAACAUAUCAUGUUACUAUACAUAUGGGAAGCGGGAAAUGGCAGAGAAAAACCUAAAACAUUUGUCUAAUAAGAUCCAAGAUUAUGAGGGGUUGCUUCAUGACUUGAGUCUUCGAGCAGACGAUCAGGACGCACAACUUAUAAGAAUGACACUACAGAAGCACUCCGAGCGGGAAGAUACCUUGGAAUCUUUGGAAACUUCAUCCUUGACCGAGGCUGAUUUAACAGAAGAUUCCCCUCGAGCAUCCUCGGUCGAGUCCGCAGCGUUUAUGGAUGACCAUGCCGAGGAAGAUUUUAACCGAAGCGAGAGAGCGCAAGCUACGGGCUUCAUGGGCCAAAGUUCUGAGAUAAGCUGGAUGCAAAGAUUGCAAAGAGAAGCCGACCAUGGCUCAACCCAGCAACAUGAUGAUCAUUUUAAUGGCCCCGACGGGUUACACGCGGUUCCUGAAUCGGACAUUAAUGAUGUCUAUAAGGAUACAUCCACUACCUCCGCAAGCUAUCACCUUGAUGACUUGGGGGUCUCCAUUUCGGAAGCAGUUGAGCCUUACGCAAUACCCCCAAGGGAAACCGCCGACAAACUCUUCAAUGCCUACCUUGUCUCGGUACAUCCCUCUUUCCCGAUCAUUGGGAAAGCAGUUUUCACUUCACAGUAUAACUUAUUCUAUGACCAGCCUUCCGCAAUGCCAGGCCAUAAGUGGUUGGCAAUAUUGAACAUGAUAUUUGCCAUUGCUGCCAAGUAUUCGCUCCUCAUUCAGGCGGGCGGGGGAGUAGAUGACAGGGACCAUCUGAUUUAUUUUACACGGGCAAAGGCGCUCAGUAUGAAUGGGGAUGCGUUCUUCAGCCACCCCGACUUACAGCGGGUGCAGGUUGAAGGCCUAGUGGCCUUUUACUUUCUGGCGACAGGCCAGAUCAACAGGUCGUGGAAAUUCUCCGGCAUCUCUGUUCGAUCCGCAUUUGCACUAGGGCUCAACCUGCGCAGCGGAACUGCAGAUACCAGUGAUAUUUCAAAAGAGAUACGGUACCGUGUUUGGUGGUCCCUGUACACCCUUGAACACCUACUUUCCACCAUGACUGGCCGACCUGCCAGCAUUGACGAUGGUGUCUGCACAGCGCCCUUUCCUAUUCCAUUUGAGGAAGAAAAUUUUCACGAUGAAAAUGUGAGCCAGCUUCUCAACCUGCAUUCUUUCCGGGACCGACGCGUUAGGAGUACCAUAUCUAGAUUGUCUAACAUAUCAACUCGGACCUCAACCUCGCUGCCGGCAAGCUCCACAUCCGGCCCGGCAGCAAACCAUGAUCAAGCUCAGGAGCAGGUUGAAACCGAUUGGUUGAGGACAAUCACGCCCAAUGCCUCGCUGUACUUUCUCUAUUUUGUUGACCUCACAUCCAUUAUGCAGGAGGUUAUUCGCAGCUUAUAUACCGCUAGAGCAAUUCACACCGCCUGGGUCGAUACUGAACAUCUAAUUGCAAGGUUGAGCUCGAAGACUGAAGCUUGGCGUUCCAGGCUUCCAGAGGCAUAUGAUGUCACCAUCAGGAAGGGAUCCGCAACUUUUCAAAGGCAAAGAUUGAAUCUAGCGUUUCUCUACUAUAGCACUAAAAUAACUCUUACACGCCCUUGUCUCUGUCGUCUUGACCGGCAGGCAGCACACACCCGAAAAUUGAAAAAAUUCACUCACGACACUGCAGCACUAUGCGUCAGCUCGGCUUGUCAUAUGUUAGAUCUGAUACCUGAUGAACCUGAUGCUAUCGGGCUGAGUAAUAUGGCACCAUGGUGGUGCGUAUUGCAUUAUCUUAUGCAAUCGACGACAGUGUUGCUUCUUGAGUUAACCUUUCGCGCACGACAUAUGCCUGAUGAUGCGAAGACUAUUUCGAAUGCAAUGAAAAAGGCCAUUCGUUGGCUCCAUCACAUGUCUCAAGAGAACUCUGCCUCUCACCGGGCAUGGAUGCUCUGCGACGGUUUCGUUCGACGUCUUGCGACUGAUAUUGGGCUCGAUGUCAGUGACUUGCCUAUGCAUCCACGGCAGCAAAACCCUACUGUUAUACAGACACCCACUAUGACUACCACGUCCUAUCCAGAACCAAAUGCUACUCCAUGGGAAGUACCUCAUCAAAACCACCUAGAACCAUUAGCUUCUUCUUUUUUUGUCCCGGUGCCUUACGGCGAAGUUAUGCACCCGGCAAUCUGCACUGACUAUGACGAAUAUCUCCUAUAUACGACAGCUACAGAAGAAACAACUAAUUAUUUUACCCCUACAUUCCCAGAUAUGGAUCAAACGUAAAUUUCAUUUACGUUGCCUUGCUUUUUUCUAAGCCUCCAUCUACUUUUUCCGAUGGCGUUCAGGCUGGAUAUAAUGGUAGAGAAGCAUUAUAGUGAUUGAGAAAUGGCUAUUCACAAUCUCAUGCCUUUUUUUGGUACACCUCAAGUACCUAGCUGGUUUUGUAGCCUCGUAUUUCUCAAGAUUGAUACUGUUGAAUCUUUUUUCCUAUAUGGUUUGCUCCGUCUGCUGAGAGCCCUCAUGAAGACAAAAAUUUUGGCUCCAUGAAGCAGAUCAUACACUCACUUGGCCGACACACCAAAGGUUAACCAUCUGCUUACCCACUGACGGUAUCAAAUCAAUCUACCCUUUCGAUGUUCUGCUAAAGUAUCAUGUUCCUCAAGCAGCUAGUAGGAAAUAGCGAUUGCGAUAACCAUGUUUGGGAGGUGCCUCGGUCAGAUAUAGAACUGCUGGGGAUGUCAGCAGGUUAUUCUAGUACCGGUCUUAUUGCCCUACUCAGCUUAGGCUGGAAGCCCGCUCUUUCUUCUCGAGAUGGAAGUUUCAGGGGUGGCGGGGCGGGAGAAGAGGCUGUCAUGGUUGGGAAAGUAGUGAUGCGGAAAAUGACAAUAGUUCUAGAAAGAUUCAAUUUAUUAGGUGUUACGCAGCGGUUCCAUAACUCAUAUUCAUACAUACAUCUAAGGAAUCCAAAUUGAUGGCGAGCCUGUAACCCUCAUCCCAUUCAAUGAGUCAAUGAGACAAAAAUGACAAAGGAAACAUUGUCGCAAAAGCUUUCAGUUCUUGAUAGAUCUCAUUAGUCCCUGACUCAUUUCAUUUCAACCAUUACAUACUUCGAGCUAACUUCGCUUGAUAGCUGCUUAUUAUGAUGAUCAAGGAUCUCGGAGAGGCUGCUAGUAUGGCAGGAAAAUUCAAAUCCUCGUCCAUUAGCACUAUGCCACAUGUCUUAUGGGUGCGAAACCUCUGUUCUGGUAUGGGGGACGCCUACAUUAGGGUUUUCCAAGUAUCCACUGGCAAGUUGACGUAAUCCGUGUCAGAGACUGACCAUCUUUGUUCCGAGACCGGUUCGUCAUCGGGGUCAUGGUAAAAUGAGACGUAUUUGUGAAGCAAUGCCUGGUUGGCUUGAUAUCUCGCUUUGGGAUCGAAGGCGAGUAAGUGCUCCGCGAGCCCCAUGGCUGGGAGAGGCGGGGAGGCGGGUUAGCUAUCACUGUAAAAGGUUUGUUGGACAGGUCCAUUCCUACCUUCAAGAUCAGUGGUAUUGAUAUAGCACCUCAGGGGCUUGCACCGGGUGUUCAGGAGAGGCUCGAGAUUUUCUGAUAUCUAAAGGUUUUGGUUGAUUAGGCAAAUAAUUAUUUAUUACCCUGCGAGGGUACUUCAGUGUAAUUUGUCAUUGAUACGCACAUUUGCAUCAUCGAUGCCACUCAUCAUACUUCUAGGAGGAUACCCAAUCGCGUGGAGCGAGUUGACUUUCCAGUCUUCGAGACUGAAUAGUUCUCUAUUGAUCAUCCUCGCAAAUAUAUAUCCCACACUCCACAUGUCGAUGGCGAACUCGUAGGUACAUUCACCCAAUAGGAGCUCAGGGGUACGGAAGCAUUGAAUCUCACUGAAAGGCUCCGUUACCUUUGUGCCCUGAAUGCGUGCGUGGUCGAAAUCGGUUAUUCGUAGAUCACAGUUGUGACCAAUGAGGAUGUUGGAUGGUUUCAGAUUGCAGUGCACCACGUUCGCUGAGUGAAUGUAUUUCAAUCCUCUCUGUAACAUUAAUUAGACCAAGCCGGAAGGAAAAGAAAAAAUGGGAUAAUCUGUUGGUGCGGGAAACUCCUUACAAGAAUUUGAUAGAGAAA
Molecule: messenger RNA, 4457 nt
Organism: Blastomyces dermatitidis ER-3
Lineage: Eukaryota; Fungi; Ascomycota; Eurotiomycetes; Onygenales; Ajellomycetaceae
Product: fungal specific transcription factor domain-containing protein
Exons: 4
Coding region: 115-2625 (836 amino acids)
Biological process (GO): regulation of DNA-templated transcription; DNA-templated transcription
Molecular function (GO): DNA binding; zinc ion binding; DNA-binding transcription factor activity, RNA polymerase II-specific
Source: RefSeq, a predicted model, not a curated record